Capsaspora owczarzaki ATCC 30864 is the source of this 2432-nucleotide messenger RNA. RefSeq lists its product as hypothetical. The transcript is spliced from 2 exons. The record is from RefSeq and is a predicted model, not a curated record. Bases 56 to 2215 code for a protein of 719 amino acids. NCBI's taxonomy places the organism in Eukaryota, Filasterea, Ministeriida, Capsasporidae.
CUUUUGUUCCUUGUGAGUCAGUCAGUCAGUCAGUCAGUCAGUCAGUCAGUCAGCCAUGCGCGACCGCUCGCCAUUUGCGCUGGAUGCGAGUGCGUGUGCGCGGCUGUCCCGAAUGACGCCUGUGCGGUUUGACUGGAGCCAGCUGGACGCGGACGGAGCCAUGUCGCCCAUGUCCCCGUCCGAAGCGAUCGUUGCAUGGGCAAGUCGCCGCACGACGCUUUCAGCCGAGCCCAGCAUUGCCAGUGGACGAGGGGCAGGCACAGGCGGAGGGGCAGGCGGAGGACCCAACCAACAACGUCAUCAGCUGCUGCGCGCGUCUCCAUUCCACCCGCUGGAUGGCGUGGCUGGCGGCGUCGGAGUGGACGAGGAUGCCGUGUUCCAUUCACGGAGCGCAUCGUGGCGCACCCGGUCUGGGCGGUCUCAGGGCGGACUGUUCCACGCGAGGGAGGCGAGAGGAGGAGGAGGACGAGGAGGAAACGCCGACACGACUACUACCGCUGCUGCCAGCACCCACAGCCAACCGCAUUCGCUCGCACCGGCGUCCACGGCUUCACUCGAAUCGUUCGAGCGACUCGGAGCCUUCUUUGAUAUUGUCGGCGCGUUGUCUCAACUCCCGGGAAACGCGGGAUCGCCGUCUUCUUCCUCUUCGUCGUCCGAUUAUGCGAAUCUGCAAUCCCAAACCGGGAACAAUGACGCGAAUGAAGCGGAUCAGCUGCCACUGGAUGUCACGAGCGAGCAUGGCAGAAACGACAACGACGACCUCGUGUCGGCUGUUCUCGACGAUGGCGCAGCUGCACGACGCUCGGCGUGCGACGCGUUGCUGAAUUCACUCGACAGCGGGAUGCGAAUGAUGGAUCGCUUGUACUCGCGCAGCUUUGCAACUUGGAUUCGCUCAGACCAAAGUUUGCUGUACAUUGUCCGCAACAUGUCCAAAGCUGCUGCGCUCACAGUGGAUGCGCCAGACCGACUCGUUGCCGGCUUGCUGUGGAUGCUGGAAUUCUCAUUCGCCAGUCAUGCUCAUUUUCUCGAGCUCGUCGUGCAGGAGCUGCUGACCGGUUGGCCAGUCACGCGAAUCGUACAGCUCGCUGCUACACUGGGGGCAUGGUGGUACUUUUACCACAAAAAGGCGUUGCAUCCUGCUGGAACUGGCGCCGCGAGUUCUUCGUCGUCGUCUACUUCGUUGGCUUCUUCGAGUGUCUCCUCGCCAGAUUCGUCUUGCACUUCCGCGCACACAGACUCGCCUUCCAUCGAGUCCAUGCAAGCUGCCCUCGAUGACGUCUCGUUAUUCCUGUGCCAUCACCGUGCACGUUCCAUUCCAUCGACACCUGCCUCUAAUCCGCCCCAGGUGGACGGCGUGAGCUCCCCGUUGCGAUUCGCCUCCCCGUCGUGCUCCCCGCGAGUUUCGUGUCCAGAUUCUGCAAGCGCUCCGGGUGGAGCUGAACUUGAUGUCGCGCCUUCGCUUUCUGGCGCGACGGCUACAGCACGGCGAUUGGGUGGCCGAGAGCGUCGGCAGCACAGACAGCAGCUGCAGCUUCAGCAGCGCCAGCUUCAGGACCGCUUGAAGGCCGAUCAGCCUGCUCCCCGUGAGCAACAAGUCACACAUCUCCUCGGUUUUGUGAUUGCUUCUCUGUCCCCGACAGAUGCCAGUGCGUCCCUGUCCGCAAUCACACGGGGCUGGCCGCCUCAUUUUGUCUCUUCACUCAUUCGGCAACUGGAAAUGGCCUUGCUGGCGCCGGUCGGGUCGGACGGGGUGAGCAGUGACGACGGCGAAGGAUCUGCUUCACUUUCUGGCCGGGCCGGCACGACCCACAAGGCGAUGCCUCGUCAGGUGGCUACGGCAUCCGUUCGCGCUCGACUCGUUGGAAAUAUGGAGCGAUUCUGCCAAUCCUUUGCCACGCUGCUGUCCUCGCAGAUAAGCCGCCAUCGAUUGGCCACGCUGCAGCAAAUGCGCGCCCUAUACGAGACACGCCUCGCUGUCGCCCAGCUCAAACUGGAGAUGGCAAAAGUCAGCCUGAGCAUUGCCAAAUGCAAUCUCGCGAUGGCUGGCGGUGGCAGCAACAAUAGCACCCCCGCUAGUCCAGCCGCCCAAGAGGGCACACUGCCGCCUCGUCGAUUUCGCGCCGUCGAGAAAGAUGAGCUGUCGCUCAGCAACAGCCAAUGCAGCGACGACGGCAGUGUCCUUGUGGAGUCUCCAUCUGCCACUUCUCCACCAUAAUACUGUUCGAUAACGUUUGUUUCCCUGUUUGGAUCAUCUUGUUAGUGAGAUUUAGCGUGUCUGCUGGAGUGUUAAAGUUGACCAAAUCUGAUUAUUUAUUGCGAGCUUGGUGGUUGCAAAACACAUGUACAAGCCAUACAUGCACCGCUGCCGCAGUCAGCUAUCGUUUGCUAAAUGGAAUCAAGGAGCAAAUGUGUACACGUAAAUUUCUCCUCCC